This is a messenger RNA of Daphnia pulex (common water flea), 904 nucleotides long. Its product is annotated as protein KTI12 homolog. The transcript is spliced from 5 exons. The coding region runs from base 57 to 881 and encodes 274 amino acids. The record is from RefSeq and is a predicted model, not a curated record. Lineage: Eukaryota; Metazoa; Arthropoda; Branchiopoda; Diplostraca; Daphniidae.
CAAAUAGCAGAAGAAAACGUAACAAAAAUUGGACAAAUUCAAAGGAAAACACGAUCAUGCCGUUAAUACUUUUAACUGGAUUUCCUUCGAGUGGGAAAACGACUAGAGCCCAGCAAUUGAAAGAAUAUUUUUCUACGGUUGUUGGGAAAAAUGUUGUUCUUUUGUGUGAGAAUGAUGUCGUUAAGAAUAAACAAAUUUACUCAGAUGCAAGUAAGGAAAAAGAAUUGAGAAGCACUUUGAAAUCUGAAAUGCAACGACUAAUUAGCCAAGAUGACAUUUUGAUUCUUGAUGGAGGGAACUACAUUAAAGGGUAUCGGUAUGAAUUGUAUUGCUCUACAAAAUCUAACAAAACAACACAGUGCACCUUACAUAUUGACACAAGCUCAGAAAAAGCUUGGGGCCAAAAUAUGAAACGAGAAGAAACUUGUCAGUAUUCUCAAGAAAUCUUUGAUGCUUUGGUAAUGAGGUAUGAGACACCAGAUGGAAGAAACAGAUGGGAUGCACCACUCUUUACAAUCCAACCAGAAGAUGAGUUACCAUUUGAGAGUAUUGCUGCAGCUCUGUACGAAAGAAAGGCCCCAACUCCAAAUCAGUCCACACAAUCACUUCCUCUUACAUCAACAAACUUCCUGUACGAGCUGGAUUGUGUGACACAAGAAAUAGUAAAUCGAGUAGUCGAGGCUCAAAAAACGUGUGUGGUCGGGGACGAAGUUUCUAUCCCAAACUCGAAUGAGAAGUUUCUUUUAAAACGACGCUAUCAACUGUCAGAACUUUCAAGGAUCAGGCGGCAGUUUAUAAGUUUUGCCAAAACGCAUCCAGUUGAUGAUAUACCUAGAUUAGCCGCAAUGUUCUUUCAGUACCUAACGUCUCAUUUGGUGUAAAUAAUGUACGAUAUUUCCAACGA